Messenger RNA from Toxotes jaculatrix (banded archerfish), 3231 nucleotides. Its product is annotated as ras-related protein Rab-26-like. Gene Ontology annotation, biological process: regulation of exocytosis; protein secretion. The record is from RefSeq and is a predicted model, not a curated record. Lineage: Eukaryota; Metazoa; Chordata; Actinopteri; Toxotidae. The transcript has 9 exons. Gene Ontology annotation, cellular component: Golgi apparatus; endosome. The coding region runs from base 419 to 1177 and encodes 252 amino acids. Gene Ontology annotation, molecular function: GTP binding; GTPase activity.
GUGAAGACAAAGGCUGGGGCUUUUCUUAAAAGGCGCCUCCGAGCUUUGCACAGUGCAAAGUGCAGCGAGUCUGUGUCCUGGUGGCUUUGCGCUCAAGGUGGAGUUUUCUGCGCUUUCUGCCACAUCACAUCUAAUUGCUGCCGCUACGACGCGCAGAACCGAGGCUGCUGUCCUGAAAAGAGCAAGCUGUCAGGAGCAGGAAGCGGCUCGACCACAGCGGAAGCCACAGCGUUUUGCAUUUCGGGACAAUUUCACUCUUACUUUGAGUAGAGAGGUGUCGAGGAACAUGCGUCCAACGCGCAGGUGAAAUUGCUGCAACUUUUCGGUCCUACCUCGCAGUUUCGGGAGAGAAUUUUCUGGUUUGUUUGCUUGCUUGCUUCAGCUGAGAUUCACAGAAAUAGUUUUGAAUUCUUGAGAAAUGUCUCGCAAGAAGGCUGCUAAAGGCAAAGCCUCAACCAGCAGCCCGUCUGCAGGCAGCCCCACCGGGAAAGGGACCGGGAAAGCUGCGAGAAGCAGCCCGGGCAUUGUUCAGAUGAACGGUGUGGUCCAUCCCAGCAGACCCUCCAUCAGCAACAGCAGCGAGUUUUAUGACAUCGCUUUCAAGGUGAUGCUGGUUGGAGACUCUGGUGUGGGGAAAACCUGUCUACUGGUCCGUUUUAAAGACGGAGCCUUCCUGGCUGGUAGCUUCAUCUCCACUGUGGGCAUUGACUUUAGGAAUAAAGUCCUGAACAUUGAUGGAGUCAAGGUGAAGCUCCAGAUCUGGGACACAGCUGGACAGGAACGGUUCCGCAGUGUCACUCAUGCCUACUACCGUGACGCCCAUGCUCUCCUUCUGCUGUACGAUGUCACCAACAAGACAUCCUUUGACAACAUACAGGCAUGGCUGACUGAGAUCCAUGAAUACACCCAGCAGGAUGUGGUGCUCAUGCUUCUUGGAAACAAGGCUGAUGCCACUCAUGACAGAGUGGUGAAGAGAGAAGAUGGAGAGAGGCUGGCUAAGGAGUUUGGAGUUCCCUUCAUGGAGACCAGCGCCAGGUCCGGUCUCAAUGUUGAGCUGGCUUUCACUGCUGUGGCUAAGGAGCUGAAGCACAGGUCCAUGAAGGAUCCCAGUGAGAAGUUUAAGCUGCAGGAGUAUGUAAACAAGGAGAUGAAGGGCGCUGGGUGCUGCAGGUCUUAAAGCUUGCUCCACUCACUCUGAAACCACAGUAUGUGUUAGGUCAGAGGUGAGGAGUCAGCUCCAGCGAGGUACACUACCGGUCAAAAGUUUAAGAACACCCCAGUUUUUCCGGUUCUUAUCGUAAUUUCAGUAGUUCAAGUCUGGUGAAUAAUCGUAAAUGGUACAAAGGUAAGCAGUAAACUGCUCAAGGUUAGAAGAAAGAAAAAAGUUUAGGUGACCAGAAACUGAAAAUUUAUUUUGAAUUUCAUGGAGAACAAGCCUUUUCAGGGAUUAAGAAAUUGGUUUACUUGCAGCUUUCCUGCAGCAGUGAAAGUAAAUUAAGUCUUGAGCAUGAAUCCAAACAGUUGGGUGCCCCCAACUUUUGUUGAUUACUUAGAAACCCUCUGUACAAAGGCAGUGUUGAAACAGUGUUACUACACCCUCUGAUGCAUUAUUAGGACAAUACUGUGCUGCAGGAAGUAGUACUGUAUAUAUAACUGGAAAAAUAGAGGCAUUCUAAAACUUUUGACUAGUAGUGUAUAAACCUGUUUGUCCUCUUUCUCCAGUCUCCAACCUCUCCGUCUCAGUACUCACAACCUCAAUCUGUUGCCCUGCACUCAUCUCACUGCCCUCCUCUAUCUUGCGUGUCAUGCUUUUCCUCACCCACCUCGUUCUGCAGCUGUGAAUGUAGCCCUUAGGUUAUUGUUUGCAAUACACAAAGAUAGGUAGGAGAUGCACACCUCAGUUAUUAACCUAUUAAUGGACAUUUUCUUCUAUAUAUCCGCAUGAUUAUCUUUUGAUCCCAGGCAGAGAAUCUGACACAUAGGAAAUACCUUUGCAUUACCAACUGUGGUGAUUUUAUUGUGACAGGACUUAAUCUCUUUACAGAGACGAGGCACAUGUCUUUCAAAGCCAUUUAUUUCUUACAUCCAUUUAAAAUGUCAGUGACAUUUGUUUGUCUUCUCAUUCAAUGUACGGAUGAAUGUUCAUAUACUAGAUGUACAGUGAUGUGUCUUCUGUCCAUGGUUCUGUGUUCACGUCAGUAAUUCAGGCUCCCUGGAGCCAGUUUAGCUCACCAGCAUAAACUCAACCUAAGCAUUUCCAUAAUUCAGCUGUGGAUAUUUGGGAAUAUAUAUUACUUCAGCAUAACGUAAAAGUAAAUGAAUGUUGCUCUUUUGUAUAAAAGGAUUAAGUACAGAAUAGCAUCAUUAGCUAUGUUAAAGCAUUGUUUUAGCAGAGCUGAAUCCAUGCCAAAUGUAAAAAUGGAACCGUAGUUUAAAUAAAUCUACAUGCAUGUGUUACAGAACCUAAAAGUUUUCAGACAAAUUUUGGGGAUUUUUUUCCAAUUAUACAGGAUGAGUUUUGAGUCUUUGAGAGCUCUAAUGCAACUUCUUUUCUUGAUAUUAUUAUUAUAUGUUCCUUUGUUUUGAAAUUAUUUAAAAACAGAUGGUCAAACGUACUGUGUGUAAUCUAUACACAUUGGGGUUAAGAUGGUGUAAAUACUUAACACUUUUUUUCCUGCAUGUAAAAAAAAAGUUUCAAUGGAGGAGAAUAGCACUUUAGAUGGUAAAUGAACAGGGGAUGGGUUACAGGAAUAAAGACAUACGGUAUGUUGUUACAUAAAGUAUUGCAUAUGAAACACAUAUGUAUAUUUCUGUUUUUUCUGUUUUAUUUUUGGCCAGUGCAAAAAUUACUAGACUGCUUUAAUUCCUGCUUUUUUUUUCCAUUCAUGAAUAAGAUUUAGAUGUGAUAUAUAGUGCCAUGGUCUUUUAAAAACAUUUUUGAUGAGUAUGUUUCUUAUAAUCUGUUGACAGUAUUGAACCUAUUCUUCAGAAAAGAAGCAUAGGCCUCUUUUUAUAUGACCGUUGCUUUGGUAGAUUUCAUCUUAGUCAUAGAAACCACAAAGACUAAAUCUCUACAGUUCUUACUGUACAUUCUCCAAUCUUGAUGUUCUCAUGUGAUGUAUUGGUUUUUGGGUUUACUACUUUUCAAUGUACAUCUUCUUUCUUGUGACUGAAAGUUAACCACAAUAAAAAAAUUAAAAAAUAAAAUUAAAAAAACAGAAGAUAAUAUGU